Molecule: messenger RNA, 1563 nt
Organism: Salvia splendens (bonfire salvia)
Lineage: Eukaryota; Viridiplantae; Streptophyta; Magnoliopsida; Lamiales; Lamiaceae
Product: obg-like ATPase 1
Exons: 12
Coding region: 129-1313 (394 amino acids)
Cellular component (GO): cytoplasm
Molecular function (GO): ATP hydrolysis activity; GTP binding; ATP binding
Source: RefSeq, a predicted model, not a curated record
UUGUUGCUUGAAAACCCUAAUAAGUAAAACUUCUCAACUGAAAUCUCUACUGUAUUCGCACUGUGAUUCAUCUCAUUUUGAUCCAGCAAUUUCUAAACCAGUAAUUAAGGUUUAGGAUAUUGCCAGAAAUGCCUCCGAAAGCAGCUAAAUCAAAGGAAGCCCCAGCUGAGAGGCCGAUUCUAGGACGUUUUUCUUCUCACCUGAAGAUUGGAAUCGUCGGGUUGCCAAAUGUAGGGAAAUCGACUCUAUUCAAUACCCUUACCAAGCUGUCUAUACCAGCUGAAAACUUUCCUUUCUGUACCAUUGAACCCAAUGAGGCUCGAGUUAACAUUCCGGACGAGAGAUUUGACUGGCUAUGCCAACUCUUCAAGCCCAAGAGCGAGGUAUCAGCUUUCCUAGAAAUUCAUGAUAUCGCUGGACUUGUUCGUGGUGCUCAUGAAGGACAAGGACUGGGGAACAACUUCUUAUCGCAUAUACGUGCUGUUGAUGGAAUUUUUCAUGUAUUACGUGCAUUCGAGGAUCCUGAUAUUAUCCAUGUUGAUGACUUAGUGGAUCCUGUAAGGGAUCUAGAGACAAUAUCUGCCGAAUUACGUCUGAAGGAUAUUGAAUUCAUGGAGAGGAGAAUUGAAGAUCUUGAGAAGAGCAUGAAGAGGAGCAAUGACAAGCAGCUGAAAAUUGAGCUUGAGUUGUGCCUGCGGAUCAAGGCAAGUUUGGAUGAGGGAAAAGAUGUCCGCCUGGUGGACUGGAAAGCUGUUGAAGUUGAGAUACUGAAUACUUUUCAGUUGCUCACUGCAAAGCCUGUUGUUUACUUGGUGAACAUGAGUGAGAAAGACUAUCAAAGGAAAAAGAACAAGUUUCUCCCAAAGAUUCAUGCUUGGGUGCAAGAGCAUGGUGGUGAAACCAUGAUCCCUUUCAGCUGUGCUCUUGAGAGGAAUCUUGCUGAUCUAUCCCCUGAUGAAGCUGCUAAAUAUUGUGAGGAGAACAAGGUUCAAAGUGCUCUUCCAAAGAUCAUAAAGACUGGAUUCGCAGCCAUUAAUCUUAUUUACUUUUUCACUGCCGGACCAGAUGAGGUAAAGUGCUGGCAAAUCCGUCGUCAGACUAAAGCUCCUCAAGCUGCAGGAGCAAUUCAUACUGAUUUUGAGCGAGGUUUCAUAUGUGCUGAGGUUAUGAAAUUUGAAGAUCUUAAGGAACUUGGAAGUGAAUCAGCAGUGAAGGCUUCUGGGAAGUACCGGCAGGAAGGGAAGACGUAUGUUGUCCAGGACGGGGACAUUAUUUUUUUCAAGUUCAAUGUCUCCGGUGGUGGGAAGAAGUGAGGUUUUCCAUCCCUUUUUUCAUUGCCAAUUCUAGAGGUUGAGAAAUGAAUACUACUAUAAUUGUAAGUUAUAAUCAUGCUUUGGGUGGUUCAUGAGCAUUGUACAAAUUUCGUGAUCUUGAUUAGAAGUACGGAAUAUCACUCUGUUGUACUAGUUUUGCUUCUCGAUCCCCAACUGCUAUCUUUUGUGAUUGCCUAUAAAUUUCCAGUCAUAAAUGGUUGGAUAAUUGAAAUCCGAAAUGUACCAUCAA